This is a messenger RNA of Oryzias latipes (Japanese medaka), 1261 nucleotides long. The record is from RefSeq and is a predicted model, not a curated record. NCBI's taxonomy places the organism in Eukaryota, Metazoa, Chordata, Actinopteri, Beloniformes, Adrianichthyidae.
CAUCAGCAGGAACGCAACACAUUUUCAGAAAAAGGUGGAGGAAGCUGGUGGUGCUGAUGGCGGUUUUAACAUUUCUCUGCAUGGUCUCAGUUUCAACUCAAGGAGGAAUUUCAAGUUGCUGUUUAAAGAUUUCACGCACCCAAGUUCAUCGAGACUUUUUGAAGAAGUACUAUGUCCAGUAUCCACCAUCCUGCUCCAAACAUGCAGUGGUGUUUACCACAAUCAAAAAUGUCAGAAUCUGUGCCAACCCUAACUCACUCUGGACGCUCACCAGUAUGGCCUAUCUGGAUGGAAAGAACUGGCAAAAUGCCACAAAAAUAUGAUCUUGUGGUGAUUUUGAAGGGUUUCAAAUGAAAUGUACAUAUUUCUGGCAGAAGAACAAGAAAGCAUAUUAUAUGUAUAGCUGUGAUUUUGCAUUCACACCUUGGGUUGCUGUGGUAACAGCUAAAAGCUAAUCAUAAUAAUAAAAGUCACACGGUUUUUUAUUGUAAAAAUAUAAAUAACUUUUUUGUGUGUUAACUGACAUUAAUGAAUGCUUGCAAAUCAGCAUGUGACUGUGCUUCAGCUGCAGUCUGUUUAAUUUUAGUUUCAGAUCUGAAGGAAACAGGGAGAAACCUGCAACCUCAGAACUCAGCACUCCAUUCCCACUGAUAACUAACCACUGAAAAAUGUGACGACAUGUGACAGCUGCUUACUGACUUAUGUGAGCGUGAGAAAAGAUUGAUCUGAUUAAAAAGGACAGAAGCGACAAAGAACAAAUCACUUUCACUACAGGGAAUUUAAAAACAAAUACAUUUGGAAUUGUACUUGAAGUGUUUGACGCCUAAAUUUAUUUCCAGCUAUGAAGACAAAAUGUUUUUGCUUUCAUGUAGAUAGAUGAAGCUAAAUUUGGACCAGAAGUUGUUCGAUGCCUAUUUGCAUCGAGAGACGUUAUAAGGGUUAAGUAAACUGAGUAAUCUGACAAAACAUCCUUUGACAAAUAAAGGUAAAAAUGAAGUUCUUUGCAUUUUUUUUAUAGUUUCCAGGAUUUGCUGAGUGUUUUGCAGUUUUGCCAUGACAUGUUUGGACAAAUUCAUGUUUUGAUUUUAAGAUGUUUGGCUGUAAAUAAAUCCCCUACAUGAUAAGCCGCUUGCUGUAUUUUUAAUGUCUAUUCGAUGUGUAACAACCUUACCUUAUCAAGAUUCAUUAAAAUUCAUAAAAAUUGUAAUCUCUAAUAGUCCGAGACAAGUGUUACAAGCAAAUGUGUAUAAACAAAUGUGUG